Cladophialophora immunda is the source of this 1409-nucleotide messenger RNA. RefSeq lists its product as hypothetical. Gene Ontology annotation, molecular function: L-iditol 2-dehydrogenase (NAD+) activity; zinc ion binding. The record is from RefSeq and is a predicted model, not a curated record. Bases 345 to 1247 code for a protein of 300 amino acids. Gene Ontology annotation, biological process: D-sorbitol catabolic process. The transcript is spliced from 3 exons. Lineage: Eukaryota; Fungi; Ascomycota; Eurotiomycetes; Chaetothyriales; Herpotrichiellaceae.
UGCAGACACCGUAUCCCAUGCGCCAGAACAGAUUGUGGACUUUCUCGACCGCCUCUUCACACAUGAGUCUCACGAACAGCCUGUUCCUCCCGUGAUGGCUUACUCUAAUCCCUCAGUGUUUCUAUACGGCCCCGGACAAGCAAAAAUCCAGGACAGACCAGAACCCAAGAUCACAGAUGCCACAGAUGCGAUAAUUCGGAUCAAGUUCGUGGGAGUGUGCGGGAGUGAUGUAGAUCAGAUCGUCGAGCGGUACUCACGAGCAAAGAUCUGACAGCCUUCAGGUGCAUUUCUGGAACCACGGCGGCGUCAAUGGGAAGUUUGUCUCCGAAUCAAACCCUCUGGUCAUGGGACAUGAGGCCUCAGGAACGGUACAUGCGGUUGGCUCUGCCGUCACCCAUCUGAGGCCAGGCGACAAUGUCGCCAUCGAGCCAGGUCAGCCUUGUCGUUCCUGUGACAGAUGCAAGGAAGGACUGUACAACCUUUGCCCGCACAUGAAAUUCGCCGCUUGCCCACCAGACACCCCGGGAUGUCUCACCAAGUAUUUCAAGAUCCCGGCCGACUUCUGCUACAAGCUUCCGCCGGGGGUGAGUCUGCAGGAGGGCGUUCUUGCCGAGCCUCUUGCUGUGGCGGCGCAUGCAGUGCGAAUGAUCGGAGUCAAACCAGGUCAGAGCUUGGUCAUCUUCGGCGCAGGCACAAUUGGCCUCGUAUGUGGUGCAGUUGCCCGACUAUUUGGAGCAAAGAAAGUUGUGGCAGUCGACCUGCUGGACCACAAGUUGGAAUUUGCCAGGAAUCUCAACAGGUCGAAUACCUUCAAGCCCGAUCUGUCUGCUUCGCCAGAGAAGAACGCGGCGCGGCUGAUUGAGGAAAACGGGCUGGGACUCGGUGCAGACGCCGUCAUCGAGGCCACAGGGGCGGAAAGCUCAAUCAUCACAGCGGUCCAUGUCCUUCGUCCGGGAGGCUCUUGUGUGCAGACAGGCCUGGGAAAGCCUGUCAUCAACUUUCCUAUCCUGGCCAUGAGCGAAAAGGAAUUGCAUAUGCACGGUGCCUUCCGAUACAACGAGGGGGAUUUCAAAGUCGCCAUGGACGUGCUUGAGGCGGGCACUCUGCCUCUAAAGAGCCUCAUCUCCAACAUUUUCGAUUUUGAGCACACCACAGAUGCAUGGGAAGCAACCAAACAAGGACGGGGUAUCAAGAAUAUGAUUCGAGGCUAUGGAUAUAGAGAUCCCGCCAGAAUUAGCCACUUAUAACUUCAAAAAAGCAUCGUUUUGCGUCCAGCUGGCUCCCUGGGUGCCAUGAACAUUGCAGCAAAGGCAGGGUCUGGCACUCAAUGAAAGAGGAGGGGCGAUCGACUCAUGCUGUCGUCCUAUGAAAGCCCAUAGUGUACAAAAUUCAUCAACCAUCAACAUUAG